AAGAGGAAUUUAAGUCACUGGCAGUCGUGCAUAAAAUCACCUACCAACUGGCGGCGCUGGGGAUCAUCAUCGGUCAACUUCUCGUCCACUUGGCUCCCCUCACCACACAUACUUUUUUUUUUCUUCAGCUCUUCUCAGCCCAGCUUCCCUCCUCUCCCCUCGACUCAAUCUUUCUCAAUAAUAUUCUGAUUACUCUCAUAUUCUCCUCUCCCGGCCCCCGACUCCUACUCGGCCUUCGGACUCGGUUCUAACAGGGAACAGCAAGAAACCUCAAGAGAAUCUCCGCUCCCGCCGCCCGGGAAACUUUUUUUUCCACUCAUAAAAUUCCCUGAAAACCUGCCCUUUUGGCAACCACCACCGAAUAAAGAAUCCAGGCACCUGUUGCUGCCACUGUUCGGUUGCCGUCACCUCUCCGCUCUUCCCGGUCGCCUUCCUUUUUCCCUUUUUUCUUCAGUGUCCCCGGCUACAGAGCUUUCAUAGCUCUCCAUGGCAGCCCCAGAUCAGGUUCCCGGGGAGGAAUACGACUAUGAAGCCCUCCCCUCGAACUACGGCCUCGGCCGGAAUAUGCUCGCCGGUGCUUUUGCAGGGAUAGCGGAACACGCUGUUAUGUAUCCGGUGGAUUUGUUGAAGACUCGCAUGCAAAUCAUACAUCCUUCAGGAGGAGCCCUUUAUACCGGUCUGACAAAUGCGGUCUCGACAAUUUACCGGAUCGAGGGCUGGAGGACACUAUGGAAGGGUGUUUCGAGUGUGAUUGUUGGUGCUGGACCGGCCCACGCGGUGUACUUUGGCACAUAUGAGCUGGUCAAGGAAUUCGCAGGUGGGAAUGUGGACGAAGGGCAUCAUCCGCUGGCGGCUGCUCUGAGUGGUGCAUCUGCGACCAUUGCCAGUGACGCAUUGAUGAACCCUUUUGAUGUGAUCAAGCAGCGCAUGCAGGUUCAUGGCUCAGUGCACAAGACCCUCGCCCAAUGUGCGCGGUCUGUCUACCGCACAGAAGGUCUCCAGGCUUUCUACGUCUCCUACCCUACCACCCUUUGCAUGACCGUCCCCUUCACCGCCACCCAAUUCGUCGCAUAUGAGUCGCUUUCCAAGGUCAUGAACCCGUCGCAGGAAUACGACCCCUUCACCCAUUGUAUCGCCGGUGGUUUGGCCGGCGCUUUUGCGGCCGGUCUCACCACCCCUCUGGACGUCGUGAAGACGCUCCUCCAGACCCGUGGCUUGGCACAAAACGAAGAGGUACGGUCGGCCAAGGGGUUGAUUAAUGCUGCGUCUAUUAUUAAGCGACAGUUUGGCUGGGGUGGGUUCCUGCGUGGUGCGAGGCCGCGGAUUAUUUCUACGAUGCCCAGUACGGCGAUUUGCUGGACAUCGUAUGAAAUGGCCAAGGCGUACUUCAAGGGCCAGGAAAAUGUAUAAGGAUGCUCCCUAACAUCCCUCAACGAACCCGAUU
Messenger RNA from Aspergillus ruber CBS 135680, 1444 nucleotides. RefSeq names its product putative mitochondrial carrier protein (gene mrsA). Gene Ontology annotation, cellular component: mitochondrial membrane. Lineage: Eukaryota; Fungi; Ascomycota; Eurotiomycetes; Eurotiales; Aspergillaceae. Gene Ontology annotation, molecular function: ferrous iron transmembrane transporter activity. The record is from RefSeq and is a predicted model, not a curated record. Bases 487 to 1410 code for a protein of 307 amino acids. Gene Ontology annotation, biological process: iron import into the mitochondrion. The transcript is spliced from 6 exons.